Molecule: messenger RNA, 1097 nt
Organism: Brassica rapa (field mustard)
Lineage: Eukaryota; Viridiplantae; Streptophyta; Magnoliopsida; Brassicales; Brassicaceae
Source: RefSeq, a predicted model, not a curated record
CGUGGAUCUUCAUAGGACGGCUCAGGUGAUGCAGUUAGGCGUAGGUCUUCAUAAGGCAGGUAGUAUUGUCGGUUGUCGAAUCGUCUAUGUAAUAUUUCCUAUAUCAUAAUUGUAAGAUCAUAAUAAAUCAGCGUUAAAAAAAAAAAUUUCUUAUAUGUAUACGCGAUAUUUGGACCCAUUAUGAUUGGGCCGGGUAAAGCGAAGCCUGCGCUAGAAACCUCUGCGUCUUUCACCGACUCUAUCGUCGCCGGUUGAAAUUAAUCGGCUUCCUCUCUCUCUCCUUCUCUCUCUCUCUCUCUCUUUCUCUGCUGAAUUGAACAAUGGUGAGCCAAAGGCAAAGACUUGCGCGGAAGCUCACCCGGAGCAGUUUCCAAAACCAGAACCAACGUCGCCAAAGGAUCCCGACAAGAAAAAGAGCUUGUUCAAGAAAAAGAAACCUGGUCCCAUGAGAAAAGGCUCCUCCACGAGGCAUCCUCUCCGAGUUCCUGUUAUGAAACCUGGCGAAGGCUGUUAUAUCUGCAAGUCCAAAACCCAUAUUACUAAGCUCUGUCCUGAAAAAUCUGAGUGGGAGAGAAACAAGGAGGGACAAAGUUUGCAAGUUGUUUCAUAUGCAAAGAACACGGGCAUAUAAGCAAGAACUGUCCUCAAAACAAGCAUGGAGUCUACCUACCCAAUGGGCGGUUGUUGUAAAGUAUGUGGGAGUGUGGCGCAUCUCGUCAAAGACUGCCCUGAUGAACUCAACAGAGAUUCAGCCCCCACAAAGAGCUCAAGAUUCGAUGCUACACCAAGAGGAAAACUCACCAAGUUCAGUGGGGAUGAUCUUGAGAACGGUUUCUAUGAAGAGCCUAAAAGUAGCAAGAAGAACAAGACUUCUGAUGAUGUUAUUACACCUGAUAAUGUAGAUGAGAAGCGCAUCCUAAAAAAGAAACACGGUCCAAAGAUUGUCAAUUUCGUUGGAUGAUCACAAAUCAGCUAAACGGGCUGUCAGUUUUGUAGUAAAGAUCUUUUUUUUUUUGUUUGUUCUCUAUCUGCCUCUCACAGCCAUGUAAUGACAAAUUGAUUGCUAUUUACAAGGUUCAGAACAAUGUUAUGUAAUG